AUGCAGCAGGACAGCGUUGAGCUGGGUUCAUCCGGCCCAGGGCCGAGUAGCGUGGGGCCAGGCUCCGGCGGGAUACCUAACGGUGACAACGAUGCCGUCCUGGCCGCCCCUACACCCGGCUCCGCUGACGCUGCACCGCCUGUAACGCGUCGCAAAUCGACGAAAUCCACGAAGGCGCGGGAUGCUCCAUACUCGCAUGCUUCACGUAAGCACGCGCAUCCCCCUUCGCACACCGACUCUGAAUCAGCUGAAUCCAGGGCGCCUGACAGGAAGAAGCAAUCAACCGACCGUCAGGACCCUGUUUCGCCUCAGGACGCCUCCGCUUCCAAUGCGGCGACCGACUCCAGUCUGGUCGACAUGGCGACUGACUACGAGGUCACAGUUCCAACGUCGAACAGAUUUGAAAGUUUAGAUGAUGUCACACCAGCUGACCAAGACAUUCCAGACAAUAUGCCGGCUCCUACUCCUGUCAAGGCCCCCAAGGUGCCACCUAUCAUAGUUCACGACACGGUCAACUACCUCGAUCGCGUCAGGGAACUGAAGGGGCACCUGAAGGGUUCCUUUUCCUGCCAAUAUAAAAGAGGUAAUAUCCGUUACGAGUUUGAACACCCAUCAGAUUAUCGAUACAUGAUCGAUUAUCUCAAGACUCGUGCCAUUCAGUACCACACAUAUGAUCUCGACCCUUUCAAAAUUUUGAAGGUCGUCGUCAGGCACCUUGAGCCCACCACCCCUCCCGCUGACGUUAAGGAAGCGCUGGAGGAGCUGGGCUUCACUGUGCAAUCUGUCGCUGUUAUGCACCAGCAAGUGCCAGACGCACAGGGAAAACUGACCGACGUCAAGUGGCCUCUAUUCGUCGCUGUACUGCAUUCCUCGGCGCCUUCGACGCCAGCUGCUCCACCAGCUGAUACUACCAACUUUCCAAACCUGCGAGCACGUCGUGCCCCUCCCUCACCUUCUUCCUCUGCUGCCGGCCCGGGGCCCUUGCCUCCGCGUCGUCCAGCUUCACGCCCAGAGACAGCCUCCCACUCUGCUUGGGGAAAGACAAACCCAUCCCCAGAGCCUUCUACACCCCCGCCCCCUACCUUCUCCUUCCCAUUUUCAAACCAUCUUGCAGAUCUUGCUGCCUUACUGCAGCAGUUCAACAUCCGCAAAAUCAUUUCUACAUUCCGUUCAACUAUGCAACAACUCAAUUCAGCUUCUGAUCCGUUCAUGCAGCGCCAAGGAACCUCUGAAACCUCAGGAACCCAACAGCAACUCGGUCAACCAACAGCUCGCACAUAUGCAAGCGCAGUUUCACCAAAGCAACUGACACCAAUGCACACCCAGGUGGAAAGCAGGGAUAAUAGCAAGACGCCAAUCCAAGGGCCCUCAAAAUCACCGCCUACGCCCAAGCCCAGGGAACAUGUGCCAAUCCCGAGGCCAGGGCACAGCUCAAAAUCCACCGAAGUCGAGCAAGUGACACCAUCAACAAACAAGCCAACACAAAUAAAAGCUACACACCUACAAGGAAGCCACACAGCGGAAACCAUAACUGUACCAAACCAGCCAACUACUACAGAAACUGAGAAACCAGCACCACCACCAAACAGUGAAAAACCAGCACCACCACAAAACACAGAACCAGGCCAAACUCCCCUUCAAACUGAACUGGGAGCAGAUAUAGGCGAAAUACUCAGCACCCUCAAGCUCUUCGACAAACAGCGACUGCUGAAUACAAUCAAACUCACCGCUCAAAAACUCCGACAAACAAACGACAAGGCCACCAAAGCGAUAAUACUGAUGGAGGCAGUAUUCACCAUCAUAGAGUAG
Molecule: messenger RNA, 1809 nt
Organism: Schistocerca americana (American grasshopper)
Lineage: Eukaryota; Metazoa; Arthropoda; Insecta; Orthoptera; Acrididae
Product: protein piccolo-like
Exons: 3
Coding region: 1-1809 (602 amino acids)
Source: RefSeq, a predicted model, not a curated record